Messenger RNA from Kwoniella botswanensis, 864 nucleotides. RefSeq lists its product as uncharacterized. The record is from RefSeq and is a predicted model, not a curated record. The coding region runs from base 1 to 864 and encodes 287 amino acids. NCBI's taxonomy places the organism in Eukaryota, Fungi, Basidiomycota, Tremellomycetes, Tremellales, Cryptococcaceae. The transcript is spliced from 3 exons.
AUGAACCAACUGGAACAGAAUGGUGAAGCGUCAGGAUCACUGACUCAUAAACAGUGUGCCAUUCAUUGCAAAUGGGAUUUCUGUUCCGAGACCUUUCUGUCCUUCUCCGAAUGGCAGACGCACUUCACGGUAGAACACAUCGCAUAUGCUCAACCUAUAGAUCUGACGGGUAGGAAUUUGAGGAAAAGGAAGGAAUUCGGUCAAUGGGAAGUGAUAGAUCCAAGCCCUCGUCCUGCAAAUGGACUCCCUAUCAACCCCCAUCCAUCUCAAACGACAGGAGACAUCACAACCUCCACUCAUACCUUAUCCUUUCCAGUACCACCCUCUUUUCAAUCAUUGCCUGAUCCACCCGCAUCAGGUGCGAUCCCCUCAGACUAUCAUUUGUCUUUCCACAAACACGAUGAGAGAGGUAUACAGGAUCACGAGAACGACGUGAGGUUAUAUCAAUCAUUCCUAAGAUCACCUUCUCCGGAACUCGGUCAGUCUGGCUCUGGAUCAGGCAGUAUACAACUCCCUCCUCCUGGUCAGAGAUCGAAGACCCCUCCUUGGACCCCAUCUCAACCUUCUGUCAGUUCUCAACGAGGACCCAACUCAGCUUCAGGUUCAAAGCCGUCCAACCCUAGCACACAUCCUCCUGCAUCCAUAUCCGACUUCAAUUCUCCUUUUCGGACCUCUCAAUCUAUAUCUUCUCAAGUAUCGCCAGAUCAGCAGACGAUCAAUCCCACUGGUCUUCCAGCCACUCAGGGGGCUAUACCGCUGCGAUUCGGUGCGGCUUUGGGUAAGGGAGAAGGUACAUCACCGUUCAAGGAGAGUCCAACAGCCCAAGGACGGACUGUGGGGUUCAAUUGGGGUGGCAGCUCCUGA